UUGACAAAUCCAUCACAUCGACCAUAUCUUUUUUGACGUGUGCUAAAGGUGGUGUCAGAAAACUUUCCUAAAAUGGUUUUUACUAGUGAUUUUAUUGUUUCCAAAACAAUGCCUCUAUCAAUGUUGAGUUUUAAAUCGAGUGUGUCUUGAACAGUUUUAUUUAUUAACAAAAUAAUUAAUUAUAAGUUUAAUCUUUGCCUUUGUAAUACUAAUAUAGUAUCAAAUCAAAACUUCCAUUCAUUUUUGUUAUAUAUUCUUAAUGUUGGCAAUAAUAUUCGCCUUAUCAGUCUGCUCAAGAUAAAGCACACCUAAGUAUCAAUUUGUUUAGUAUUUCGUAACAACUGCUUCAGUGAUUAUUGUUCACAUUCAAUUCAAAAUAUUAUAAUAAAAAAACCUAUUUCUUCUUGGAGUUUAUAACUAUACCAGACAAGAUGGCUUCCAGUGAUCCAGAACUUAAGGAUGGAUUUACUCUUCCAGUUUGGAUGAAAUCUAAACCAACUAAGGAGUUUGAGCCGUUUUCCUCAUCACCACCGGCACCUGAAGACUCGUUCUUUUACAUUCGCUACCCAAAAACUGACGUUUUGUUCGGAAAGCCGAAGUUCGCUAAGGAUUUUCAGAGCGAUCAGCAAACGGAAGCUACGUACAGCGUCAUCAAGGAUAAGGAUUGGUCGAAGCACACUAAACCUUGCCAGGAUGUUUUGCACGGAAUCAUACCCAUUAAUACUGCAGUAAAAUCCGUAAAGCCGAAACCGGCGGGUAUAGAUGAUGGUUUCAAAGGCGAAGGAGCGGCUUGUGGCAGUUCGGUGGUCAGAGUGGCAAACCAGAUGAUAUCGUCUACGAGGCCACCGCGCGGUUUUGCUGUGGCAACACCUUCAGAGGACUCUCUGGAACCCCCCAGAUCUCUGUUCGGCAGACGAAACAGCAAGAGUCUACCUGCGACACCCGCACACUCUCCCCCCUCCAGCCCUACCGCUCGCCGCAAGAUGAAUUACAACCGCUACUUCACGUCUCCAUUUGAGCCAGUGGAUGACGCCAACAGUCGGUCCUGGCUGACAAUGGCACUUCUCGGUUUCAAGAAAGACAUGAAUGCAUCCACAUCAACACUCGCCGAAGAAGAUGCAUUUGAAAAUAGAUUACACGGUACUCUCGCCGAAUCCGUCGAAAGUCUUGGACCGGCGCCCAAAUCGGAACUGAAAGUACUCUCAAACGAAGCUAAAAGCCCUCAGCCCAAGUCCUUCAAAGCCUCCCCAUCUUCGAUCCUCCCCAAACCUUCGGAACUACGAGAAAUGAACUUCUGGUCGCCGACAUCUAUGUGAAGUAAUACUUUAAAUAUACUCUACCUAAUUAAAUUCUACUUAUAGUUUCGGUUUAUAUAGUGAGCACGUUAUUGUGUAGCUUAUAAUAUGUAAGUUUGUAUGCGUUUAUUCAUGAUGUUAUGUGACUGAUUGUGUACGUUUUGAUUAAAGUUCAACUUAACAUGUAGGACCGAUGGCGAAAAUUUCUCUGCCCGCCAUGUCUCUGUUUAUAUAGUGGGUAGAUAGCAUUAACUGUAAUGGUAUAUCCAGAUAUAUCAGGGUAAGGACGACCCAUGAGGAUUGAGAAAAAAUGCUUGCAAAUAUCAUCAUCAUCAUAACAAAAAAUAGGUUUCUAUUUGUCUGGUCGCAAGUCUUUUACAGGGAUUUCCAAAUUCCACAGUCUUUCAAAAAUUUCCAAAUUCCAAAUUCACUUCUGUCUCACUGACUCGUUACUCGACUCGUUACUCUGUUGUCUGUAAGACAUUUUCCAGUUCUGGAUCAUAUUCCAGAAACUUGGGACCUCAACUUCUAUCGGCUAUCCAAGCUAUAGCCAGAUAGAUUUUCAUCAUCAAUCGAAUGUUUGUGUGAAUGGUCUUUUGUCCACUGCUGAACUUAAGUCCUCUUUCAAUGGGAGGGUCUGCCCAUAAUCACCACGCUGGGCUGGACGGGUUGGUGAUCGCAGUAGACGGUAGUAGUACUACUGAGAAUGCUGCUGUGCAUUCUCAGAUAUAUUUCCUUAGUCGCCUCGUACGAAACCCACGGGUAGAGGGGUGACGGUUACAACUGAAUUCUGAUCUUCCGUCGCCAUACGGCUAACAUAGAUUUGAUUGCACAUAAAUUCACUGAAAAUAAAGCAAAGACUGCUUUUUACAAAAAUUGGUAUGCAAAGGCGGUCUUAUUGCUAAAGAUACCUCCUCCAGUUAACCCUUGGGGAAAGAAAUUCAAGAUUGUAAAGGGUAAUGACACAUGCAAUGCAUACUUACUAUAUGUCCUAUAGUAAGUAUUGCAUAUUUUAAUUAUGCAAUUGCCACUUCGCGUCUCAUUGAGCUCUGCAAGUAACUCUGAGGUAUGAUGUCUGUUAUGAUCAUGCAUGCAGUGGCGUGCAUAGGGGGAAUGCAGAUGAUAUAAAAUGAAGAAAAUCUCCAGUACGAGUUGGAAAUACUUAAGUGUAGGCUUUUUAAAAAACUUACAAUGCCUAUCUUUAAGUUUUUUAUAACUAGUACCGAAGAUUUUCUUCAUUUUAUAUCAUCUGCAUACCCUGUGCAUACCCCCAAUGCAUGCCCCUGCAUGCAUGUAGAGAUAUUGCGUCCUCUCUAACGCCUGCUGCGAGACAAACUUUCUUAUAAAGUCCUGAAUCUAUGUAAGCAACCUCCAACCAAAUCCUUAAUCCUGAUAUAUCUGGAUAUAGCCUAAAAACACGUUACGUUCGGUUAGAAAUUUUACCUGAUGAUUAUUUUGUAGAAUGAAGCAUAAGAGGUUAAAUGCUUUUAAAGCCGAUUCAUGAGUUCUUUAUAUUUUCACAACGUGAUUCGUUCUACAAAGUACGCUCUCAGAUUUUUAGCCACACUUUUCAGUAUUUCUCGUCUCUUAAGUAUGUGUAUGAUGUUUAAUAUAUAAACACUAAAUAUAAGAAUAUAUAUUUGUUUAUUACGUAUCGGAAGGAAAGGAUUAUCUACUGACGUCAUCUCAGGUUUUUAUAUCGCGGAUUGUCGGACAGUGAUUGAUGGUUUCUCAAAUGAUAAUAUAUAUUUGAUUUACGAUUGCAAAGGUUGCGGUCAUUUAUAAAUACAAUGCUCCUAUUCCAUCCACAACAAUGUUUGGGACGAUUGUGUAAGAUUGUUUGUGAAUAUUUAGUUUAUGCAAUUUAAAGUAAAUACGUAUUUCGAUUAAACUUUCCAUUUACCCAAAAGUGACAGACUGUUUAAAGUGUAAUGCAACUUUUAGUGUUACUGAUACUUUAGCUGAUCUGUAACCGCUACGUACUUUCUCUUAACUAAUUAAUAAUCAAUCUAAUCCAAAAUCUUAAGAUAGCAGAUUGAGUUGGGUAGUGCUAUCCUUUUUUUGUUCAUCCGCGAUAAUAGGGAAAGCACUGCUAAUUACAAUCUACCAUUUGAAGACUGCACCAGGUGAUUAUUAACUUUGGGCGAUAUUAAACAAUCCAAGAUGAAAAAAGAAAAGAAUCUAAGAACUCACUCAUGAUUCAUUGAGCCAUACGAUUUACUUACAAUAGCCUCUCUGUUUGUAAAUAAGCCAUAAUUAAUUGGGUUUAAAUUUGCGUAAAACUCGUUAAAUCAAUCAUCGUUUCUCAAUAUACAUUGUUACCAUUUGAAAUGUAUUUAUCACGCGUUUUUAUAGAUAUCUACCGAAUUAUUUUAUUAGUGUGUUUUAACGCGUUAAUAUGGGUAAAGCAUUAGGUGUAACGUGUUGGAAUUCACGAAGGUGAAAGGUUAAACAGAAUUUAUUUGUGCAAGAGAAAAGUAAACGUGCACUAACUGUUGCUGUCUCGUCCUAGCAUAUAUCGUCAAGGCCGCAGUUUAAACAAAUUAACAUCUGAUAAAUACUCUAUAUAUGGUAAUCAUUAACAUAAAGUUUGUGUUUUUUUCAAUAUGAAUAUUGGAAAGGUUUCAUUGUUGCUUGAAAGUCAUAAGCGAAAAAAAAACCUGCGAAUAUAUAUAAGGUAAUAAAAAAUAGAAUAGAAGAUUAAUUUACCUACACAAUUAGAUAUAUUCGAUGACGCGAAGUUUUAAUGAAGAUUUCUUAUAUGUUUUUUUCUUGACGAUCUAGUGAUUUUAAGCAAUAUUCCACUAAUGAUAAGGUUCACAAUACAUUCUAGACUGUAAAUCAUGUAUCAUUUAAUAUAUUGAUUAUAUUAUGAUGAAGUAUAAUAUUUGUCAAUUGUUUUGCAUAUACGAAUUUUAGGGCCUCAGACAAAUAUUUUUGCAGAAUUGGUACAAAUAUGUUAUCAUAAAUCCUGUUAUGUAUGAAGUUAGCUUAUUUAUGGAUUUUUUUUUUUAAAUUACUCCACUCCAGUUUUAGAAACUAAGAUUUUUGUUAAAACGUCAUAGAUAAAUACUGUCUUAAUUUUGUGUAUUGUCAUUAUUAAAUAAUAUUCGUCAAUUUGUGUGUUUACAUACUAUUUAAGUGAUGAUCCAUUUUUUAAACAUAUAAAGUGAAUGAACCAUUGUUUUUUUAUAUACAUGUCCGAUACUUUUAGUAGACUGGUAUCAAACAAAAUGUAUCUCUAAAUUGCUUUAUUUUUUAAUAAUCAGCUUAUUGCCGUCCCACUGCUGGGCAAAGGCUUCAAUCAGAGGAGUGCUGUUUAUGGAGCUUAGCCGCACAACUCUCCUAAAAUGCGGGUUGGCGGGUUUAAAAAAAUAUUAUUACUAUAUAUAUAUAAUAACGUGAUUGAUUUAUUAAUCUCGUACGAAAUGCCGCCUUUUAUCAUUGCUUCAGAUAUAUCUUAUUGAUAAAUAUCAUACCUGAUUUGUUUAUGGAAAAUAUUGGUGAUACUACAAUCAAUUCAAGUUUAAAAAGUUAAGUACUACGAAGUUCAUGGAUUUUGAUUCAAAGUUCAUUAUAAUGAAAUUGCACUAUUUUUAUAGGCUAUGAAGCGGUUUUUAUAUUGUAGCUAUUCUUGUAAACUUAAAUUUAAUAAGUUGAAUUAAGUUUUAAGAUGAUCCGGAAAAUCGCAAGUAAUUAUGUACCUACUUAGUCGAUUUAAAAUGCGUGUGACUUUAUUUAAAAGUUGUCGUUAAGUUUAUUUAGUUUCUUUCGGUAGUCUUGCGGUAGUCUGCUAUCAACUUUAUCGACUUUAUUAACUAAAUUAUUCUAUAAUAUGUAUGUCUUGAAGCAAAUAGGUUUCAUUUUUGUUUAUUUAUUUAUAAACCAUGACUUGAUACUGCAUCUUAAAUGAUAUUUAUAUAUAUUGUAAUUGUUUAUUAUUUUUAUAAUUAAGGUGUUGUCUAUCAUGAGCAGAUGUGAUUCCUUAAAUAAUAACCUUGUAGCAGACUCUUCAUAAUAAAAUUAAAAAUUUACAUUUAAGUAAUUAUAAUAAAUUAAUAUCUCUCACUAG
Messenger RNA from Pararge aegeria (speckled wood butterfly), 5367 nucleotides. RefSeq lists its product as uncharacterized. The record is from RefSeq and is a predicted model, not a curated record. The transcript is spliced from 7 exons. Lineage: Eukaryota; Metazoa; Arthropoda; Insecta; Lepidoptera; Nymphalidae. The coding region runs from base 432 to 1316 and encodes 294 amino acids.